Molecule: messenger RNA, 3486 nt
Organism: Rubroshorea leprosula
Lineage: Eukaryota; Viridiplantae; Streptophyta; Magnoliopsida; Malvales; Dipterocarpaceae
Source: the annotation of a GenBank genome assembly
AGUCCACACACACACACACACACAAGUUGCUCAUGAAACUGGUGGACCUAGGGUUUUCUCCGCAUACACCAGAAAUGAAUGAGGAAAAACAUUUGGGAAAGGGCAAGGAGGUAGAGGUCACUAGCAACGAGGAAGGCUUUAGGGGCGCCUGGUACUUGGCUGUUAUUCUGAAAUCCCCUCCAAAAUCCACUUCAAAGAAGCGGAAAGAAUCUGGCGUAGCCAAAGUCAGGUACAAGACUCUGCUCACUGAAGAUGGGUCCGCUCCUUUGACCGAGAUGGUCGACCCCGCUCUCAUUCGGCCUCUGCCACCUCAGCAGGUGGAUGCUGAGAUGGUGUUUGAGGUAGGCGAAACUGUUGAUGCCAGGUACAGGGAUGGGUGGUGGACUGGGAUUUUGAGGAAAGUUUUGGAGAAUUCCAGGUACAGGGUUUAUUUCGACAAUCCACCUGAUGUUAUUGAGUUCGAGAGGAGUGAUUUGAGGUUGCACUGGAAAUGGGUUGAUGGCAAGUGGGUUCGACCUGAAAAGCAGCAAUCCACAGGAUCCAUUUUUAGCUCAGGCACAGCUGUGGAGGUGAAUCUUGAUAUAGAGAACUUACGUGAUGUUUGGAUCCCUGCUAUUGUUGUUAAAGAAAAUGGGGACAACAGGUUUUUGGUCAAGUAUCAGGCAUCAAGGAACAGUGAUGAGUCUGCGAUAGCAAAAGUUAUUGUAGACUCACUUCAUAUCAGACCAACUCCACCUCGUUUUGUUGACAUAAAUUAUGAGUUGCUUGAAAAAGUGGAUUGUACAUAUAAUUUUGGUUGGCGAGCUGGAGUAAUUACCAAGGUUCUCUCUGGAAGGAAGUAUAAUGUAUUUUUUAAGCAUGGAAAUGAGGAUAAAGAACUUACUCAUUUGGAAUUAAGACCUCAUGUUGAAUGGAUUGAUGGAAAAUGGGUUGGUAAAUCCAAGGAAAUCUUCAUUGCUUCCAAUGAGCCAAAGCUGUUAGGAAAUGCUCAAGAUGGUGCCUGUAAUCCCGAGUUGCCUGGAGAAGUUGAAUGUCCAAAUGCUGCCCAGGAUAACACUCUAGAGAAAACCCCUUGUUUGGUAAAUGCAUGUAAGGAUUUGAUAGAGGUGCCGGUCAAACAGUCCUCAUUAGACCAAUACAACAAGAGGGUAAAAUUGUCAAUUCGUAAUGGUAAUCCUGUGCGCUCACAUCCUUCAAAAAAGCUAACUGAAGGUAGUUCAGCAGAGAAGCCAUCCUCAAUUGCCAGUGGUCAGUUAAAAAAUAUUUCCAAGGAAAUAACAAGUAAAGAAGCAGUCCCUGAGUUGUCCACUUCAAAGACUGGAGGUGCAGGAACUAGAGUCUUAAAAAAAUCUUUGAUCGGUGAUCAGGCUUCUCCUAAGACCAAGAACCCUUUCUUGGAAAAGAUAACACAAACUGCUUCGAAUGACUGCUUAUUCUGUCAACAUCACCUUUCUAAUUGGAAAACUAAGCGACAGAAAGUUGGAUCAUUGGAUGAUCAACCAGGCAAUCUUGUUAAAAGGAAUGUAAGAGCUAGAAGAUCUCCAAAUAAGGGUCAAAAGGUUUUGGCAACAGGUGAGGAAAAUACAGGGACAGCUGAAGAAAUUAAGAAGAAUGAUGAUAAAACAAAUGCAGUUGAAACGGCUCUCAUUUUAGGGCUAAAAGCUCAAACAAGUGCUUGUCAAAUUCCUGUGGAGGAAUCAGAGAAACUUAAGAGGGAUCAGAAAAUUUUCAGUGAUUCAGUCAGAGGCAAUAGUGUGCAAACAGGUGGUGGGAGCAGCCAAAGAAGAAAGAGGGGAAGACCACGCAAGUUAGGAGUUGUGAGUUCCAAUGCUUCGGAGGCUGGUGACCAGCAAAAUGGUGAUGAAGGUGUUACAGAUUAUGCAAGUAACGGAGAUGAUUUGCCAGCUUACAAAGGAGUGGAGCUGAUAGCCUCUCAAGAUGCAUUUAGACAGAAGACAAGUGAAGUUUCAGUGAAUGAUUUCAAGAUAAGGGAGGCUAAACUAACCAUUGCUAGAGACUCAAACAGCAUAGCUGAUGAUCAACCUCUAUCAAUGUGGAUUGAAGGAAUUCACUCUUCAAGCAUUGAAGAAUCAAGAGUGUCUUUGGGGAGGACUGUCAAUGGAUUAAAUGAAGCAAGAGAAGGGCUAGCUGAUGUUGCAGAGAUGUCUCUUGUAAUUGAUCCCAAAGAUGGAAGUUUAUUGCAUGAAGAUCAAAGUUUGCCUUUCAUGAAGAAAUCACCAAUCUGGAAAACAAUAGAAUCUAUGGAUGUGUUCAAUAUGGUACCCCAGAAACCACAUUUUCACCCUUUGACUGAAAUGAAAGAAGAGUUUCGUGAGGGAUCGGCAAUUGGUAUUAUGAUAACCUUUGCUGAUUUGUUUGAGAAGAUCUCCAAGUUGGAAAUUGGUUUUCCUAGAAGCACUAUCGACAGCAUUUUGGAAAGUCUUAAUGACUUGGAAAAACAUGGAUUUGAUGUUACAUUACCACAAGGUCGUUUGAAUGAAUUACUAUCAAUCAAAGAUAGGCAAGCAAAGCUUCUAGAAGAGUUGAAAGAUUCUGAAAAGGAGAUCACAGAGAGUAGUAACAAGGUAACUAAAAUGGGUGAAGAGGUUGAAGUGAUUGAAAAGAAGAUGGCAGAGUUAGCACAGCAAAGUUUGAUGAUAAAGUCGAAAAUGGAGGCUAGGAAUCUUGAGAUUGCUAGCUUAAAGUCGGUUGGUGAUGCUCUUAAUGAACGUAUUGAGGAUGUGGCACAUGAUUUUGAGAAGACAGCUUCUGCCCCUUGGUCAUGAGUGACAUCGUUAUGAAGCUUUUGGAUUCUUGUACGUAACACCAGAUCUUGUAGAGCCCAGGUGAUAAUUCAAAGUUGUUCAAUUUGUGGAUUAAAAAAAGUAGAUGCUAUUAGAUAGUGUUCUUUUAAUUUCUAUCCAGCAUGCCUUGUAGAUUUUAUCCUCAUGAUGCAAAUGUUGCUUUAGGAAUAUUGUGUAUGGUAAGCUGUGUAUGGUAAGCAGUGUUCUUUCAAGCACCAAACUGAGUUGGCAGGGAGGUACAUCCCUGGAGUAGAACUGCUGAAUAUUUCAAAACUUGUUGUAGAUUUCAUGUAGUGUAACAUGUAGGUGCCUAACUACAAAGCGAGCAGAGAUUGUUGUUACCUCAUUUGCUAUGUAAGAUAAGUUUUUAAUUUGGUAUAUCUCAAAAGAGAGGUGGCAAAGAUGCACAGGCUCUUGAUGGGUAGAACAUAACCAGAUGGAAGAAAUAUGGAUGUAGGAAAUUCCAAUUUCUAUUGGUUCAAUUGUUGCCUGAUAAGAGGUUAUAUGUAACUGGCCAAAACCCUGUUCUAUUCUGUUGUCUGUAUUUUUCUAAUGUUUCAUUAGCUAGCCAUAUUCGGUGGUGGCCAAACCUAACUUAAUCUUGCCGAUCACUGUGGCAAUGGGAUCCUGGAUGGUUGCACUGGAGCUGGCUCGGAUAUAUUCUGUUGCCAGCAUUUUUGAA